AUGCAAGCCAUUUAUGCCUCAAGUGACCAGAGCCAGUUCUUGUUGCAAUUCAAGAAAAGCAUUGAUAUAGACAACACAGCUUCUUCAGGCUGUGAUUCCAAUGGUGUGCCUUCUUAUCGGGGGACGAAAUCUUGGAACAGAAGCACAGAUUGCUGUAGGUGGGAUGGAGUAACAUGUAAUGAGCUAAGUGGUGAAGUUAUUGGCCUGGAUCUUAGCUGCAGCCAGCUUCAUGGGGUAAUCAAUUCCAACAGCAGCCUCUUUCAGCUUUCUCACCUCAAAUGGCUCAACCUUGCUUGCAAUGAUUUCUCUUCUUCACUGAUUUCCAGUGUAGAUUUUGCUUCAGUAAUUCCAAGUAACGUGUCAGCUUCACUAACAAUUCUGAACCUUGGUAGCACAAAUUUGUAUGGCAAAUGCCCAGCUGACAUUUUCCAACUACCAAACUUGGUAAGAGUUGAAUUGACUAACAAACGUGACCUUUAUGGUUACUUGUCAGAUGUGAAAUGGAACACCACCACCAGCACGCUGAGUUAUCUAGCUCUUUCUGAAAGCGACCUUGAAUCCAAUCAACUUACUGGCCAACUCUAUGAUUUCCAGUAUCAGUCAAUACAGAGAAUUUAUCUGAGUGGAAAUAAGCUGGAUGGUCCUGUUCCAAAAUCAGUUUCAAAACUUGUAAAUCUAGCACUGCUUGAUCUGUCAUCAAACAAUUUCGGCGGUGUUGUGCAGGCUAGCAUGUUUUCAAACUGCAACCAGCUUCAAACUUUUGAUCUUUCUAACAAUAACAUUUUGCUGAUCACUGAUGGUGUUAAUUCUACCUUGCCUCAAUCUGUUGCAUUUCUGUUUUUGUCCUCUUGUGGAAUCAAAGAUUUGGAUUUCUUAGUGCCUGCAAAUAACCUAUAUAAGCUAGAUCCUUCAGAGAAUUUGCUCCAUGGUGAUAUAUUUUCAGAUAAAAAAGGGUAUAACUGGAGUCAGCGUUUGUUCUAUUUGAAUCUCUCCUACAACUCUCUAAUUGAUCUGAGCCAAAUUCCACUCCCAAAUCUGCUUUAUCUAGAUCUUAGUUCAUGUUUGUUGCAAGGGCCUGUGGUUAUUCCACCUGCCAGCGUACAGGUCUUCAUGAUUCCAGAUAACUAUCUUACUGGAGAAUCCCAUCAUCAAUAUGCAAAUUAA
Molecule: messenger RNA, 1164 nt
Organism: Coffea eugenioides
Lineage: Eukaryota; Viridiplantae; Streptophyta; Magnoliopsida; Gentianales; Rubiaceae
Product: receptor-like protein Cf-9
Exons: 3
Coding region: 1-1164 (387 amino acids)
Molecular function (GO): protein binding
Source: RefSeq, a predicted model, not a curated record